AGCUCUAUUAAAUUCAACGAGGCUUACUUCCGAGUAAACAAGCUUAAAAACUAGGCUGCCUCCCAGCCGAUUUCCAAAAUACUUCUGAGCUCUUCCUUCCGCUGUUUGAGAAAGCAGCUACACCCCGCCCGCUCUUUCUCAGUUGCGGCCGGCGAGGUUUGAAAGCAGCCGAAUCCACCACUCAGCGGCCAGGCAGAACAAGCCGGGAGAAAUCCUAUUGGCUCAAUUGAAGAAAGCUAGAAAGCCGGACACGUUCAAGGCCCACCAAUCAUCAUCCUAUGUUAUCUCCGGCUAACCGACGGGGGAGGGGGAGAUGGUGGGAGGUUUGAAUUUUCGAAAGAAAAGUUGAAAAGAGUUCUUGGGGGGGGGGUCGUCUGGGAAAGAAGGACGGAGAGUUCGAGGAAAGCGAGUUCGUCUGAGAGUGAUGCUGUAAAAUAGCAGUAUAAAGAAAACUUUACCUGUUAUUAGACCUGAAGAAAAAAGUUUUUUGUUUUUGUGAUGUUUUUGCGUAUUAAAGAGGAAAACUUGGUUGAGAAAUGAGCUGGGCUGUGGAAGAAUGGAAAGAAGGUCUCUCCACAAGAGUCCUGCACAAGAUUCAAGAACUUGAAAGUCAACUUGAGAAGCUAAAAAAGGAGAGACAGCAAAGACAGUUUCAGCUUGAAUCUCUGGAUGCAGCUUUGCAAAAACAGAAGCAGAAGGUUGAAAAUGAAAAAACUGAAGGGGCAACACUGAAAAGAGAAAACCAGAGCUUGCUUGAGCUGUGUGACAACCUUGAAAAAACCAGGCAGAAGUUUUCUCAUGAACUUCAGGUGAAAGAGUCACAAAUGAGCUUUCAAGAAGGACAGCUCAUUUCGAGCAAGAAACAGGUUGAAAGGCUGGAGCAGGAACUGAAAAGAUACAAGUCAGAACUAGAACGAAAUCAGCAAAUCCUCAUUGCAGAAGAUUCAUCUGUCAGUAAUACACCACAGAAGAGCUUUACUGUUCCUUCUACUCCAUGUCACAGUGAUGCCAAGUUUGAAGAACUGAAAACAAAAUAUGAGAAAGAAGUUGAGGAAAAGAAAAAACUGGAGGCAGAACUGAAGAGUGUUAAAUACCAUAGUACCGUGAGUCGCAGGGAAAUUGCUCGGCAACAAGCUUCAUCAUCUGUGUUCUCAUGGCAACAAGAGCAAACACCAAGCCACCCUCCAUCCAGUAGUCAAGGAACUCCUAUAAGCAGUGGGUCAGAUUUUUCUUGGGAGCUUGGGUCAACGCCUAGUCACCAAGAUCAAAAAUCAGCAAAGAAAGACUUUGUCAACAGCAUCUUGGACAGCAGCAAGGACUCAGCUCGCAUUGAUGAUAUGAAAACACAGAACCAAGAGUUAAGAACCAGAAUUCAAGAACUAGAACAUAAUCUGCAGAUUCAGACAAGUGAUAUAAAAUUCUACGUAACUAAACUUCAAGAAACUCAAUUGCAAGUUGAAAAUCUAAAAAGGGAAUUGACAGAAAAAGGCCAAGCUCUGAGUAAAAGUCACAAUGAAGUAACUAGAAUUACAGCACAACUUGACCAAACUACUUCUCAGUUUGUUGCAGCUGAGGAAAAGAUAAAAAGGCUUGCAGAGGAACUGAACUGUCAGCGACAAAAUUCCGAAAGUGUCCGGCGCUCUUUAGAACAGAAGAUAAAAGAAAAGGAAAAAGAAUAUCAAGAGGAACUGUCUUGCCAGCUGGAUCAAGUGAAAACUAAACUACAAGAGGAAAUUCAUCAAGCCAAGAACAGCUAUAGUUUUCUUCAAGUGGACCUUGAGAAAAUACGAUUGGAGAAAGAGGGAUUGGAAAAAACUGCCAGUGACUUUUCUCUGAAAUUGAAGAUGGCAGACCAGGCAAUGGAAGCAAUGCAGUUAAAGGAAAAUUAUCUGAAAAAAGACUUCGAGGAAGUAAAGCAGCAAAACAAUCUCCUCAGCUGUCAAACUUGUCAGCAGUCACAAGAAAUUUGCCAAUUGAAAGAAGACCUUCAUACAGCCAAACAGCUUCUGCAGCAAAGUCAAAGUCUCGCUGAAGAAAUGAAAAGUAAAAAGUGGUCUUUGGAAAGAGAGUUGCAAGUUCUUAAAGACAAAUUGAACAAGCAAGAUGAGUCUCUAGAGAAGAUGCAGCAUGCAGUUUCUGACCUGGAAAAACAACGAGAUUCUUUCCAACAGCUUCUGCAACAUAAAGAAAACACCAUUGAAAAACUCAGCAUAAAACUGGAAAAUCUAGGAAGUCUGGGGAAUGUUCUUGCUGAAUGUGAAAGUCUUAAAAAAGAGGUUGCAUUUCUUUCCCUACAGAAAACAGAAAAUGAACAACUCCUAGGCCAGGUUUGUUCAGAAAAAGAAGGGAUGAUGAGCAAAAUGUACAGCUUAGAAAAUGCUUUAAUGAUGGAGCAGAUUAAAAGUAAUGACAGAGUAACUGUUGUAGAAACUGAAAAUGAACACCUAAGCAUGGAGAUUAAAGAGCUCAGAUGUGUGGCUGAAGAAAAAAGCACUGAGCUAGAGGCACAAAUAAUAGCUUACAUUGAGCUCCAACAAAAAACAGUUACUGCUGAAGAAAAAUAUCAGAAAGAGAGAGAAAACAAUUCCCUGAAAUUAGCUGAGUUGACCAAACAGGUGAAUAGCCUGCAACAAAUGCUGCAGUUGGCAGCAAAUGAAGCAUUAGAAAAGGAAAAAUGUAUUUCCUCACUUGAAACCUCAUUGGCUUCCCACAUGCAGUUAAACACUUCCUUUCAAAAACAAUUUGAAGAAUUAAUACGAGUCAGAGAUGAAAUGGGAAAAAAAUUGGCUGAAGCAGAGCUGAAGCAUGAAGGUUUUGUGAGGGAAUCUGAAGAGCAUAUCAGUAAGUUACAAGUGGCUCUCUCUGAAAAAGAGGGCUUGGUCACCAAAGCUUCAGCUUCCCUUGAAGAGAAAGACGAGCAGUUGCAACUUUUGAUCAAAGAGUCUAAAAGGCAAGAAACAGAGAUUCAAGGUUUAAAGAUCAGCAAUGAGAUGCUUGAGGAUUCAGUACAACAGCUAAAAGUUAUGCCUCAAACAGCAAGUUACCAAGAGCCAGAUUUAUCUGGUGCAACAUCAUUAAGUGAAAAAGAAAUUGAAGGUCUUAAGAACAAAAAUGUCUUCCUUCAAAGUGCUAUUGAUACUUCAGAACAAAAACAUGUAAACUUAAUGGAAACAAAUCUGCACCUUUCCAAUAAUUUGAAGGACCGAGAUGAAAACCUCUCAGAAAGGCAUAGAGAGAAGAGCAUAUUAUUCUUACAAGCUAAAGAAGGACUGGAAGGGAAAUGCAUAUUGCUGGAAGCAAACAGCAGCAACUUAGAAUGCUCUUUAAGGGCUGAAUUUGAAUACCGAGAGAAACAGCUCAUGAACAAACACGAGGAGCUUCAAUGUCAGCCUUUGUCCUUGGAGGAAAAAAACAACAUUUUGCUGAGGCAGCUUGAAAAAAUGCAGGUGGUUCUUGAAGAGGCUGAGGUUGUUCCUGUCCAAAAUGUUCUGUCAUCUGAACUUGAUAGUUUAGAACCAAAAAGGUCAAGACAGAAUACAAUGCAACAAUAUACCUUGCUGCAAGAGAAUAAGCAAUUGAUUGAGGAGAUAAAAACAAGGAACAAACAUGCAAGAGGUGGCCCUUCUUUAAAUAAGGCUUCAUUGGAACAGCUGAGGAUAUCUGUGAAAGAAAAAGAAGAACAACUAGAUAAAUAUCAAGUAAAGCUUGAACUACUUCAGAUGGACCUUGAGGAUAAAGAAGUAUCUGUAGAAAGCUAUGCUGACCAGGUAAAGCAGCUGGAAACUGCACUGAGAUCAAUGGAAACAAAAUUUGAGGAAAGUGAAAGGGAAAAAGGGGGACUAAAGCAAGAAAUCGAAGCCCUAAAAAAACUAGGAAAAUUUACUUUAGAGAUUGCAGAGGGGGAUGGAAAUGGCCAGUUACCAGCUGUUUUGAAUGCUGUUACUAAGGUCUACUUUAACCAGCAAAUAAAUGCCAAGUGUUUGUCAGUUCCUCAUGAUACGAUGCCCAGCCAAAAUGAUUAUGUCCAAUUAGUAUCCUCCCUUCACAUGACAAUGAGCAAGCUAAAUGAGUUGGAGAAAAUGUGUGAACACCUGCAGACUGAAAAGUCAACAUUAGCAUCACAGCUGAAGGACUCACAAUUGGAAUGUGUCAUAGGCACAGAGAUUAUGGGCGAAGAACUCAGGAACAAAAUUAACAUGGUAAAACAAGAGCAUGCUGCUUUGUCUGAUGGAUUGGACCAGGGUGAAAUAGAAACACAGUUUGAUUUUGAAAAAAUGAACUUUGUGGAUGUGGAAUGUUGUGCUGGACUCAACUUUGAAGAUUUAAAAUUAACUAAUAAAGCAAUUAAAGCACGCUUUGGUGGAGUAAGGGAAAAAAUCUUGUCAAUGAAAAAUCAGUACAAAUACUUGCAUGAGCAGAAUAUGAAUCUGGCUUACAUCUUAUUAGAGCUGCAGUGCAGUAUUGAAAUGCUCAGGAACGAAAACACUGCACUGUCAACAAGUCUCAAUCAAGCUGAUGCCAUUUCAUUCAUGACAGAGAUGACUCCUAGCCACAUUGAUACAGAGUUUCUGUUGGAUGGGACACUUUGCCUGUGUUCUUCAUGUCACAGUAGUGUAGCAAGCCUCACAGAAUCUAAUUUUGACAGUGAUCAUUAUGUGAAAUGCAAGGGAAGGGAAAUAACCAAACACAGCAGCAAUAACAAACAAAGUGAACUAGAUAGUAUCCCGGACCAUCACCAUUCCGUUACAGAGCUGUGUGAUGGUGACAUGUUGGUCAGCAUCAUCAAGCAGGGUCAUGCCAUGAGCAAAAAGUACAGUCUGAAAAAUAAAAUUGAACAUCUCAUGUUUUGUGAGACCUAUGACAAGUCCUUCAAGAGGCUUGAAGAAUCUUUUGAGGCCCAUAAAAAUCUGAAAGAUGAAGAGAUGCAGAAGAUUCAGCAGCUGCUCCUUUCAGCAAGGGAGGAAAUGGAUUGCCUCAAACAGCAAAAUGUAUUGGACAAUAUGCAGUGGCGGCAAAAACUGCAUCAUUUGAUCCUGGAGGGCGUGCCAGCUAAGCGGAAUGACUCUGAGCUCUUGCCUCAAGUAUUGGAAGAACCAAGAAUCCAGUCUCAAGACCUGAAUUCAAGUUCUCAGCCACUGCUUUGUGUUGGCACUGAACAUCAAGUGCAGUAUCCUGCUGAACAAACAAACAAUCCCUUAAGUCAACUGGAAAUGUAUGACUUCACCAAUGAAAGUGUGACAUUUGAAGAUCUGCAUGGUGUAGCAAAAGAAAGAAGGUAUGAAGUGAACAGAAUGGAAGGCCUGAGGCCUGAUUGUGAAAUAGUCAUAGGUGUCAGAUCUACAGAAGGAUGUUUUGAGGCCUCAUUUAGAGAGUCCGGAAGGGUAUCAGAUAAGUCCACAAACCCUUCACAUAGUCCUGCUGUGAUACUUCCUAAUCAUAAUAACAGAAAUACAGUUUCUGCAAACAUCCAUGAAAAUCACAAGAUUAAUGAACCAUCUCCAAUGCAGAUAAAUGAGACUCAUACUCUGAAGCCUGAGCUGUCCCAUGGUGUGGCUGAAAGCAAUAAGGCCUUUGAUACUCUGGUCAUGGAAGUCCAAAAUUUAAAUUCAAGGAUGGAUGCACAGGAUAAAGAGUUGGCUGUGAAGAGGGCUGCUUGUGAAGAGCUGGAGAAAACACUUAAAAAGCUUGAAAAAGAAAAACAAGACUUAAGCGAGACCCUUAAGUCCAUUACUUUUGAUAAUCAACAGUUAUCUUAUAACGUUUUGAGUCUGGAAAUAGAACUUAACAAGGUAAAUUUUGAUUUGGAAAUGUACAAGGUUAGGCUGUCUGAUACAAGAGAGACUCUAGAAGACUUAGAAAUGACCAAAUCAGACUGGAAUGAGAAGUUUCUUGAAGCUGAAAAUGAGCUGAGGAGGAUAAAAGCAGAGAGAGAAAAUAUUGAGAGUCAUGCCCUAUCUAUGGAGGCAGAUAUUGAAGAGCUUCAGUCAAAGAAAGAGCAGUUAGAAAAAGAAAAUGAAAAUUUACUGAAAACCAUUUUUGGCCUUCAGGAACAGCUUCAUAUAAUCACAGCUGAAAGAAACCAAUUUAGUCUAGAUCUUAACAUUUUGUUGAAGGAUAAAGAAGAACUGAACCAUGUGUGCCAAAAGUUGCAGGAGACAAUAAAAGAUCUUGAGUCAAGUCAAAUGGAUUCUACUGAAUUUAUCAGAGUAUUGGAAAGUGAAGCAAAGACCCACAGAAAAUUGCUUCAAACUGCAAAAGAUGAUAUUACUCGGUUAUCAACAGAAAAGGAUAGCCUGAUGCUGCAGUUGCAGAGUUUGGAAAAGGUUGCAAGUGAUCUUACAUUAGAAAAAGAGACUGCUCAAAGCCAGAUAGAGCACUUCAGUGAAGAAAAAGAAGCGAUUCUUAGGGAAUAUGAAACUGUACAAGCCCGCUUAAACGACUCUCAAACAGAAAUCUCCAAGAUCUCCAAGUCUUUGGAAGGCUCACUUAUAGAAAAAGGUGAACUUUCAGCUAGACUAAAUUCUGCACAGGAAGAAGUGGAUCAACUGCGACAUGGCAUUGAGAAACUCAAAAUCAAAAUAGAAUCUGAUGAAAAGAAAAGACGUUGCCUUGCUGAAAAACUGAAAGAGAACGCAAGGAAAGCUGACCGUCUUGUAGACAAAACUGAAACUCUCGAAAGGGAAUUGCAGCUGUCAGAAGAGAAUUUGGAAGAUGCAAUUCUUCAGGCAGAGGCAGCCAAGGAAGAUAAGGAAAUAGCAAACACUGAGCUGGAAAAGAUGCAUGCAAAUCUUGGGAAGCUAGAAGCUGAAAUGAAUUCCUUAAAGUCUGAGAAAGAACAGCUAGAGAGAGAGCUGGAAGAAGAGCAGGAAAGAGCAUCUCAUUUGGAACAUAGCAACUUUAUGUAUGUAAAACAGUUGGAAGAAAAAGAAGUACAAAUGAAAAGUGAAUAUGAAAAUGCAUUGAUGUCAAUACAGUCUGAGCUCAAACAGGCCAGAGAAGAAAUUGAAGUUUGUCAGCGCAAGCAGGAAAUACGUAAGGCAAAAGAACAGGAUCUGAUGAAUGAAAUAACUUCUUUCAAACAUGAGAACCUACAGUUGGCUUAUCACCUGCAGCAAGCAAAAUACAAACAUUCUGAAGCAGAGGAAUUGAUGAGAGCCUUUAUUCAAGAACUUCAAGACAUCAGACAACAGCUGGAUGAAAAUGAUUCUUUCCUUGAGCAGUUGCCAAAAAAUGAAUCCUUGCAACUUCUCCUUGAUUCACAAGCCUCUUGUGAGGAUCCUGAGGAGGAACAGGGAAGCACAGCAUCUGAAACGGGAGACUAUCAUAGGUUAUUAGAGCAGCUAAAAAAUGGAGAAAGCCCUCUGUAUCCUAAAUUCCAACAAUGGAUGAGAUACUUUAGAGUGUUAAAGCAGGAAAGAGAACAAAUGGUGAAGCAGAUUCAUGAAUUUGAGAUUCAGCUGAAUAAACCAGACCCAAAAGAAAUAAUGCAUGAGCUGGAAGGAUUGAGGGAAUCCAUCGAAGAGAAAACCAGAGAAGCUGAUGAGAACUUGGAGAAGUAUUGUGUUCUGAUAAUUGAUCACCAUAAACUAGAAGAAGAAAAUGAGAUGCUAAGGACACAAAUCUCCCUCUUGAACAUUCAGCUCAAACAGUCAUCAUCCAGUCCUGUUGUCAGUUGUCUUUGUCAAAGUCAUGGAAGCCCAACAAAACCUAGUGGAUUUGUCGAUGUUACUCCAAGAAACAGCAGCCCUCACAAUUCCAAUAGAACAGGUUUAAGUCCAAGAACAAGUCCUUAUCUUCUCAGUCCAAAACUGGGAUUGCAACCCUCUGUUGAUAACAUACCAAUCCUGGAGAUGGAUUAUUUCCCAGAGAAUCCAAAAGUAACAGCAGAGGGCAGCAAACUACAAAAGGUAGAUGAUGAUCAGCUGCAAGAAAUACAAGCUACUGGGUUGCCCCUGGGCUUUACUCCCAGGUCUCCGCUUUCUGCCUGCAAUCAAUCUAUCCAACCAAUUGCUGACAGAUCGGCUGGCAGUGCUGAUAAAAUCAGAACUAGACUUUCUAAAAAUACAGUAGAAAAUGAGCUAAAUGAGGGCUGUCAUGUACAGUAGAUCUGGACCCAGUGGACUUCAUGCAUGCACAAAAGGCUGUCUUACACCUUAUGCAGCAUGCUUAUCACACCCAACAGGAAGCUUGGAACUAAUCUGGGCUUCCUGAGUCAUGUAUCUCUGUGGUGCGCUUGACAGUAAAAAUAACCCAAACCCAAAUGUAUUGCUCAUAAGUGCUAGUACUCAAGAAGUGCACAUAUCUCUGGAUCUUUUUCUUAAGGUCCCUGCGGCAGAUGAUCUUUUCCCACAGAUCAUAGGUAGGUAUCACUGCCCCAAUAUAUGUUGCAGAGGGGAAGUGUACAAAGGGCUUUUGAUACAUUAUGGAGUACACAGGUUGGGUUUGUACCUUACCCUACUAUAGAUGUAAGUCAAUCAUAUGUGAGUUGUGAUUUCUCCUCAGUUCCUGUGUACACAGUGCCGGAUUUUUAUCAAGACCACCAUGCACAUGCAGAAGGGGUUUCAGUCUCCCCUGUCCCCAUGCUGUUUUCAUAGCCUCAAACAGUCCAGAGGUGGUGCCCUUAGGCCUGUUGGGGAAAACCUACAAGUAUGUUAGAGAACAUUUGGGUUUUCCCACACAGCAGCUAUUUGGGACUGCUUCGAUUAAGGGGGGGGGGGGGGGGAGGCGGAAUGAAACUCCUCUAUGACCACACUGCUGAUUCUAGUCAGGUACUGCAUGUCCAGGAGUUUAGGGAAACUCCCAACUCAUAUAUAUGUGACUCAGGGUUAGGGACACUACAUGGUAUUUUAAUGCUCAAACAGGCAUGUAGGAAAAGGAGCUUGAUCUGCCUUAAUUAUCUGAAUUCUCCUCAAAAAGCAACCCAGCCUUAUUUAGUGUUUUCUGACAGCUUUGGUCAGAAGAAAAUGGUAUUUGAAUUUUUCCAAUGAUGCAUGCUUGGGUGCUGACCAAGAGAGUUCUGAAGUAUUGUCAUCUCCUGCAAUCUGGAUAGAUGUACUAAUUCACCUCUGCAACCUCCAAGCAUGGAACAAGUCAAGCAGGUCUGGUGUCUGUUCUUUUUUUCUAGAUCAAUGCUACAGAUAAUAUGGUAUCUCCCCUUCCUGUUCUACUGUUAGGAUCUAUUGACAUUUUCUGUAAAUAAACAAUACACUAAAGUUGCUGCCUAAGAAACCGAUAGAGAAAAUCGUUAUCUUGGGAAGGAGGUGUGUGCCCAAUGGUAGACAUCCUGAUGGUAGAAUUAUAGCAUACCUUAGGAACAUUUUAAAACUGGGAAAACAUUGUCUCAAGGGUACUCAAGCUGCUGUCAAGGUCACCAAGCACCUCAGGGAUGCUAGCACUUUAGGGAACAAAAAUAACUUGCUACCUGUCCAAUCCUGCUAUGCAUCUUUUAAAACUAUCUUUUCUGCAGUCAAGCAGAAAAUAACAAGACUUGGCUCUUGCAUUUUCAAAAUCAGUUCUGGGAGCCAUUGAAGAGGAUGACUAUGCAAAUCUUUUUCACAGGAUUCAACCCAAUUUAAAUGCCAUUUUACAAAACAACCAGAAAAAGGGCAUAUAUUAUGUAAGAUAUUGUACAUAAUCCUGUUUCUAACAUAGAUGUUGAAUUUUUGUACUGUGUUACAGCAAACACUGACUUAAAUCUAUAAACCUUUAAUUUUCUUUAACCAAGCCAUAAUGAUGUCCAUUUAUACAUUUCUUUCUAAAUUUAUAGUGAAUUCUGAGUCUGUGUAUAGAACAAUAGAAUAAUUUGCCUUGAAAGAAGGUAAUAACUUGAAUAAUACAACUGUAUUAGCUAUUACUCCUAAGUACUACUGUGGCUAAGAGAGGAUGGUCAAGGCUUUAAAAGAUGUGUAUUUGUCUAAUAAAAUUUAGUACUAUUAAAGGAAGCUAGACUUUAUGGAC
Heteronotia binoei (common prickly gecko) is the source of this 9957-nucleotide messenger RNA. It is a transcript of the gene CENPF, whose product is annotated as centromere protein F. The coding region runs from base 537 to 8105 and encodes 2522 amino acids. Gene Ontology annotation, biological process: metaphase chromosome alignment; regulation of G2/M transition of mitotic cell cycle; mitotic cell cycle. The transcript has 18 exons. Gene Ontology annotation, molecular function: transcription factor binding; protein homodimerization activity; microtubule binding. Gene Ontology annotation, cellular component: spindle pole; chromosome, centromeric region; nucleus. NCBI's taxonomy places the organism in Eukaryota, Metazoa, Chordata, Lepidosauria, Squamata, Gekkonidae. The record is from RefSeq and is a predicted model, not a curated record.